Messenger RNA from Rosa chinensis, 963 nucleotides. RefSeq names its product chitinase 2-like. The transcript has a single exon. Gene Ontology annotation, biological process: carbohydrate metabolic process. NCBI's taxonomy places the organism in Eukaryota, Viridiplantae, Streptophyta, Magnoliopsida, Rosales, Rosaceae. The coding region runs from base 1 to 963 and encodes 320 amino acids. The record is from RefSeq and is a predicted model, not a curated record. Gene Ontology annotation, molecular function: hydrolase activity, hydrolyzing O-glycosyl compounds.
AUGAACUCAACCAGGCUGCAACUGGUUCUCUUCCUUCAAAUGACAUUGUUCUUCACAAUACUGUCAUCAGCCCAAGCAGCCCCAACAAACUCGAAGCUCUUCAGGGAAUACAUAGGAGCCGAGGACACUGGUGUCACAUUCUCAGAUGUACCAAUAGAUUCCGGAGUCGAGUUUCACUUCAUCCUCUCCUUUGCUAUUGACUACACAGCAUCUUCCCAUCCAAACCCCGCCAAUGGCACCUUUAACUUCACAACAUCUUCCCAUCCAAAACCCACCAAUGGCAACUUUAAUGUGUUCUGGGACACAAAGAAUCUCAGCCCUUCUCAUGUUUCUGCUAUUAAGGCCAAUCAUCCAAAUGCUAAAGUUGCUCUGAGUCUUGGAGGAGAUACCGUAACCGGUAAACAGUAUGCAUACUUCAGUCCUACAUCAAUCAAUUCUUGGGUCAGAAAUGCUGUCACUUCAAUAGUUCAGAUAACUGAAAAAUAUAAGUUGGAUGGAAUUGAUAUUGACUAUGAACACUUCGAGACAGAUCCCAAUACAUUUGCUGAAUGCAUUGGGCAACUAUUAUUCCACCUUAAACAUAAUAAUGUAGUAUCCUUCACAUCAAUUGCACCGUAUGACAAUGAUUCUGUGCAACCAUAUUACUUGGCAUUGUGGAAGAAGUAUGGGCACCUCAUUGACUAUGUUAACUUUCAGUUUUAUGCCUACAAUAAGGGCACAACAAUAACUCAGUUUAUGAAACAUUUUGAGACCCAGAGCUCAAAUUACAAAGGUGGCAAGAUUGUGGUGAGCAUUGGAACAGAUAAAAGUGGGGGUUUGUCUCCUGAAAAUGGGUUCUUUAAGGCUUGUGCUAGGCUUAGAAGUCAGGGCAAACUUCAUGGCAUUUUUAUUUGGUCCGCAGAUGACUCCAAGAAGGCUGAUUUUCACUAUGAAAAGCAAUCACAAAGCUUUCUUGUUAGCUAA